Molecule: messenger RNA, 1031 nt
Organism: Culicoides brevitarsis
Lineage: Eukaryota; Metazoa; Arthropoda; Insecta; Diptera; Ceratopogonidae
Gene: RFeSP
Product: cytochrome b-c1 complex subunit Rieske, mitochondrial
Exons: 3
Coding region: 118-897 (259 amino acids)
Biological process (GO): mitochondrial electron transport, ubiquinol to cytochrome c
Cellular component (GO): membrane
Molecular function (GO): quinol-cytochrome-c reductase activity; 2 iron, 2 sulfur cluster binding
Source: RefSeq, a predicted model, not a curated record
UCAGAAAUCAUUUUUCUGUGACAACUUGACGAAAAAUCGUGAAAAUCCAUUCAAAUCGACGAGAUCCUGUGAGUUUGGUCCAUUUAUUGUUGUAAUUCAGGGAAAAAACAAGCAAGCAUGAUUUCCGCAGCGACGAAAGCGAGCUAUUUGCGCGCAACAACGCAAGCCAUCGGCAGUGGUUUGAAACCCGUUGCUGCUGGAGUCACGAAGAAAACUGAAGUUGUUGUGCAAAAAUGCGCUUCCCAAGGCUUGCCCUUCCGCAAUUUGCGUGUCACAUCAGGAGUUCCAGUGACAACUCAAGUAAGAUUGGCCCAUACUGAUGUCGCGGUUCCGGAUUUCAGCGAGUACAGAAGAAAAGGCACUGAACGUGCUACAGCCAAGAACGAUAGUGACGAACAACGCAAAACAUUCACUUAUUUGAUGGUUGGAGCUGGAAGUGUUGUCGGAGCUUAUGGCGGCAAAGUUCUCGUCACGGAUUUCGUUUCAAGUAUGGCAGCAUCUGCUGACGUUUUGGCUAUGGCUAAAAUCGAAAUCAAACUUGCCGACAUCCCCGAAGGCAAGAGUAUGACCUUCAAAUGGCGUGGCAAACCGUUGUUCGUGCGUCAUCGUACCGCCGACGAAAUUUCCGCCGAGGCAGGCGUCAACGUGAGCGAAUUGCGCGAUCCUGAACCCGAUAACGUGAGAUGUCAACGUCCCGAAUGGUUGGUUGUUUUGGGUGUUUGCACUCACUUGGGUUGCGUACCAAUUGCCAAUGCUGGCGAUUUCGGCGGAUACUAUUGCCCAUGCCACGGAUCGCAUUACGAUGCAUCGGGUCGCAUUCGCAAAGGACCUGCUCCAUUGAAUUUGGAAGUUCCCGCAUACACCUUCCCCGAAGACAACGUGUUGCUUGUCGGUUAAAAAGGACGGUGUUUAAUUUUAAUUUUAGUUGAACAACAUCAAAGCAAACCAAUUUAGCAAAAUUGAAAUGAAUGUAAAAAUUAAUCGCGAAACGACUCUGGUUACAUGAAUAACUUAAUAAAAAUCUAUGAAAA